AUGGCUGAUAAAAAUUAAAAAUAAGUAGAUAUAGAUGUAGAUAAUAUUAUAGAAAAACUCCUGUUUUGCAAAGAUUAUAAGCCAGGCAAAUUAGCAAAUUUAACUGAAUAAGAAAUAAGAGGUUUAUGUAUAAAAUCAAGAGAAAUAUUUAUUUCUCAACCAAUUCUUUUAGAAUUAGAAGCUCCAUUGAAAAUAUGUGGCGAUGUACAUGGACAAUUUUAUGAUCUUUUAAGACUAUUUUAAUAUGGAUUAAAUCCGCCAGAAACUAAUUAUUUAUUUUUAGGAGAUUAUGUUGAUAGAGGAAAAUAAUCAUUAGAAACGAUAGCUUUAUUAUUGGCAUAUAAAAUAAAAUAUCCCGAAAAUUUUUUUUUAUUAAGAGGAAAUCAUGAAUGUGCAUCAAUAAAUAGAAUAUAUGGGUUUUACGAUGAAUGCAAAAGAAGAUUUAACAUAAAGCUUUGGAAAAUAUUUACUGAUUGCUUUAAUUGCCUACCUGUUGCAGCUAUAAUAGACGAAAAAAUAUUUUGUAUGCACGGUGGUUUAUCCCCAGAAUUAACAAAUUUAGAAUAAAUAAGAAGAAUUACAAGACCAAUAGAUGUUCCAGAUACAGGAUUACUAUGUGAUUUAUUAUGGAGUGAUCCUGAUAAAGAUGUUUAAGGCUGGGCAGAAAACGAAAGAGGAGUUUCUUAUGUAUUUAGUCCUGAAAUAGUAUCUGUAUUUUUAAAAAAGCAUGAAUUAGAUUUGAUAUGUAGAGCUCAUUAAUUUUUUCCAAAAAAGCAUUUAAAUAAAGGUCGUUGA
Ichthyophthirius multifiliis is the source of this 795-nucleotide messenger RNA. RefSeq names its product serine threonine protein, putative. The transcript has 7 exons. Gene Ontology annotation, molecular function: protein serine/threonine phosphatase activity. The record is from RefSeq and is a predicted model, not a curated record. Lineage: Eukaryota; Ciliophora; Oligohymenophorea; Hymenostomatida. Gene Ontology annotation, cellular component: nucleus; cytoplasm.